GAAUGAGUUUUCAGAGUCUCUGUCUGCCAGCUAGAACUGGCUGAACUGGUAUCGCCAAUAGUCAGGAAGUCUUGCAUCAGACAGUAGUGAGACACUGAAGCACGAGUUCUUGAGCUCCAUAAUGUGCAUGUAUGUCGGUCUUUUAUAAGUUCCUCCUGGCCAUCUCUUUGUCACAGAUGCUGCUAAUGUUUGCUUUGGAUCAGCCCCACCAGGUCUGAGACCAUCUAGGUUUCCCUCAGAGCCAGGAAACCCUCCUGCCAGGGAAAUUAGUAUCAGACGACCUGAUUGGAUCCAGUAGCAACAUCAUGGAACUGGAAAAGCCUUCGAAUGGCGUCCAUUACCCUGAGCAAGUGACCAUUGAAACUAGGUGUACAGAUGAAGAUGUGACUGCUUUGCCAAGGUUUCAUGAUGCUGAAGCCACUCCAGAAGAACGUGAGGAGUUCCUGCCUCAUAAGCCUGAUGAGCAAAACCAGAGUCAGUUUACUGAUUUUGUUGGAAAGACCUCUUUGGGAAUGUCCAUCUUCAACCUCAGUAAUACCAUCAUGGGUAGUGGAGUUCUGGGCUUGGCAUACGCCAUGGCCAACACUGGAAUCAUCCUCUUCGUGAUUCUGCUGACCAGUAUCGCCACCUUGUCUGCUUACUCAAUUCACCUUCUCCUGAGAAGCGCCGAUAUUGUAGGGAUCCGUGCCUAUGAACAGCUGAGUAAUCAGGCUAUUGGUGCUUGGGGGAAAGUGCUGGAGGUUUGUGUCAUCUCCAUACACAACAUCGGAGCCAUCUGCAGCUACCUCUUCAUUAUGAAGUCUGAGCUGCCACUGGUUAUUGGAGCCUUUCUGGGAACCCCAUCCAACUCCGGAGAGUGGUAUCUGAAAGGGGAUUACCUGAUCAUCAUUGCCAGCCUAUUUAUCCUGCCUCUUGCUCUCAUGCGGCAGCUUGGAUACCUUGGGUACACUAGUGGACUCUCCUUGAUAUGCAUGGUGUUCUUCCUCAUCUCCGUGAUCUACAAAAAGUUUAACGUCGGAUGUCCUGUAGAAGAUCACAACCUGACCCAACCUUUAACAGUUAUGGUCAACAGCACCAGUGAAGACGAUGUGUGCGAGGCCAAACUCAUCACGUUUAACUCAAGGACAGCGUACGCCAUUCCAAUUGUGUCAUUUGCCUUUGUCUGCCAGCCAGUGGUUCUGCCCAUCUACACGGAACUCUGGAAGCCCACGAAGAAGCGCAUGCAGAGAGUUGCUAACAUCUCCGUCUUAGCAAUGUUUGUCAUGUACCUUCUCACAGCUGUCUUUGGCUACCUCACCUUCUAUGAUAAGGUGGAGUCGGAGCUCCUCCAUACCUACAAGGGAGACAAUGCAGACCACCUGAUUCUGUGUGUGCGUUUGGCUGUGCUCAUGGCUGUGACCCUCUCAGUGCCUGUGAUCAUCUUCCCAAUCCGGAGAGCCCUGCUCCAACUCUUCUUUGAUGCCAAACAUUUCAAUUGGGUGCUUCACAUCAGCAUUGCAAUCGGCCUGCUGGUCCUUGUCAACAUCCUGGUUAUCUUGGUACCCAACAUCAAAGACAUCUUUGGAGUCACUGGAGCCACAUCAGCGCCCACCCUGAUCUUCAUACUUCCAGGAAUAUUCUACAUAAGAACUGUCCCUGAGAAUCUGGAACCAUUGAACUCCAGACCAAAGAUUCAGGCUGCCUGUUUCGCAGCUGUAGGAUUCUUGCUUAUGGUGGUCAGCAUAUCCCUCAUCAUUAUGGACUGGGCAUCUGGAGGACAAUAAACACAUCACCUUCAGCCAAAGUCAUGAAGGCAGGACAGCACAUCCCUACCCUAAUGGAGUGCCAGUCUCAGUCAUGCACGCCUUUGGCUUUGAUAAGGAUGAGAAGGGUAAUAAGGAUGUUGAAGAAUAACAGAAGGAUACAUCCGCCACAGUGAAACUAUCCAACCAAAAUGGUCAAAUCAACUGCUCUGGUAUCAGCAUUUUUAUCAGAAGCACAAUUUUAUGAAAAAUGUGGGAAGUUACAUAACCCAGUACUCUAAACACUCGGCUUUCCGCUGCCUCUUAAAUCAAAUUGAGGCCACCGCAAUCAUCACUUUGCAAGGCUCACAAGGAACCCUGCGUGCUGAGGAUGGUGAAGAAGGCGGGGCCAAACCUGGAUCGCCAGUUCUUCGUGUGUGCCAGGCCACAGGGACACGCCUCCAACCCAGAAUCCCACUGUAACUUCUUUGCUUGGGUGGAUAAGGGCAAAUAGCAAGGAGUGGCUUGGUAGGGGGAGUGUCUGAAUGCAUCAGAGAUUCCAUUGGUCAAACCUAGAGCUGGCCGGUAUUGACAAAAAUAUUAUCACAAUUUUUUUUUGUAUCGAUCGAUUUUGAUAAUUGUCAUGAUAUUAUUUCAUAUCAUUGUUUCAGUUUCUAAAGAUUCUGUCCUAUUUGUUGAUUUAUUUUCAACAAAUGGCACAUUAACUAUAUACUGUAGAUACAAAAUUCCCUUAGAAAUUUUGAAAAGUUAUUGAUUUUCAAGUACCCAAAGACUGCACGUACAAUAGCUCAGAUAAACAAGGGAAUAUAAAAAUGUCCAAAACAUUGUGUAAAACAGUUUAAGAGUGCAAAUAUUUAAAGUGCAAACAGAAAACCAUGCAAACCAAGUUUGCAUUGCUGGCAGCAAGAAAUAUCUACUUUUAUUCUCUCUCUUAAAAAUCUCGGUUAGAACAGUGUCUAAAAUAAUUUGCACUUUCUUCCUGUUACAUAAAUGAAGCGCACAUUUGCUUAUGUACACUACAGGUUUUUUACUAAGAAGACUAGCCUGUUCACUGUCUCAGGCUUGGCUGAUGCCCUUUUGCAGAUGACAAUGUUGCCUCCUGUACUAAAAACCCUUUCUGAGGAUGGACUGGUGGCUGGUGGACACAGAGGUAAUGCUUUGCCAGGAGGCUCAAAUUUGGAAAGGCAGUUGCAUGGACUUUCCAUCGUUCCAGAGGACUUGUUUCACUGUCCACACAAGAAGCUUGGAGGUAGUUUCAAGGAGUUCAGCUUCAGUCGACUGUGGUUUCUUGACAAAGCUUCCCAGUGUCUUCUGUUUUGGCUGGUUCAGGUAUAUUUAUCUGAAAAAACCUCGAUCUGAAAUGAUGUGCCCUAUAGAGCAAGAGAAUCUGAUAAAGUAUGCCGUUAUAAAGUGCCCUUCUAGGGGAGAGAAUGUGAUGCAAUGCCCUAUAAGGUGCCCUUACAAUGGUCUAAGCUGAACCUAUGGAAACCCUUCUGAUGGAAAAGGAUGCCGUUAUGAAGUGCCCUUCUAGGGGAGAGAAUGUGAUGCAAUGCCCUAUAAGGUGCCCUUACAAUGGUCAAAGUGGAACCUAUGGGAACCCUUCCAAUGAAAAAGGGUGCCGUUAUGAAGUACCCUUCUAGGGGAGAGAAUUUAAUAAACUUGAGGUGCCUUUCUGAUGGAAAUGACUCUCGAAGCGGCCUCUAGGGUGCCCUUCUUAGUUAACAAACAUGAUGAAGUGCCCUUAUGAUAGAGAAAAAAAAAUAUAUACUGUUUAAUAUACAGUUUAUACUGAAGCUCCGGCGAGAUGGCUCCUCAUAGCGGAGGUCAUUGCAUAUCCUGGCAUGCUUGCAGGCCCUGUUAAUAGCUCCUGUAUGAAUGUGCUAUUGUGAGUACUUGUGUGUCCCCGAUUGUCAUGUGUGCCCUUGGCUGUGUCAUGCGUAUGUGACUCCUGUUCGAUCCUCGCAAACCUCUAGUUAUUGUCAAACUACCCAUGGUGUAUGAUCCUUACUGUCCGGUGUCAGACCUCACUGCGUUUCGUGGUGCAAAGUUGACGCAGGUGUGAUUAUUUGUAUGCUAUAGACUUAUUUGCUGGUAUAAAAGAGCGCGUUGUUUUUAAAUCCGUGUCAUUUCUCUCGCUGCGAUGUCUGGGGCUGUUGGUGUUACAAUAUAU
Paramormyrops kingsleyae is the source of this 3912-nucleotide messenger RNA. The record is from RefSeq and is a predicted model, not a curated record. NCBI's taxonomy places the organism in Eukaryota, Metazoa, Chordata, Actinopteri, Osteoglossiformes, Mormyridae.